Limanda limanda (common dab) is the source of this 1038-nucleotide messenger RNA. RefSeq names its product cabz01093075.1 (gene ccr8.2). NCBI's taxonomy places the organism in Eukaryota, Metazoa, Chordata, Actinopteri, Pleuronectiformes, Pleuronectidae. The transcript has a single exon. The record is from RefSeq and is a predicted model, not a curated record. Gene Ontology annotation, cellular component: membrane. Gene Ontology annotation, molecular function: chemokine receptor activity. Gene Ontology annotation, biological process: G protein-coupled receptor signaling pathway; immune response; chemotaxis. The coding region runs from base 172 to 1038 and encodes 288 amino acids.
ACUGAAUACGAUUACGACUCUGAGUUGGACUAUGGGGACUCUGGCCUGUGUGUGUACGAGAGUCAUGGCGCCAAAUACCUUCCUGUCCUCUACAGCAUUAUCUUCCUCCUGGGCCUUCUCGGAAACUCUCUGGUCAUCUGGGUCACCAUCUGCGGGGUGCGUCUCCGCAGUAUGACCGACGUGUGCCUCCUGAACCUGGCCAUCGCUGACCUGCUGCUGGUUUGCUCUCUUCCCUUCCUCGCCCACCAGGCCCGCGACCAGUGGCUGUUCGGAGAUGCUAUGUGCAAAGUGAUCCUGGGCAUUUAUAAUAUUGUUUUUUACUGUGGGAUCUUCUUCAUCUGCCUGAUGAGCAUCGACCGGUACUUGGCCAUAGUUCACGCUGUUUACGCCAUGAGAGCACGGACGCGGUCGUUCGGACUGGUUGCAGCUGCUGUUACAUGGGUGGCUGGAUUUCUGGCUUCGUUCCCUGAUCUGAUCUUCCUCAAACUGCAAACUAACUCGACGGUGUUCUGCGCUCCUGAGUAUCCCUCCUCUGGCUCGAGCGACUCUUCUCAUCACUUCUGGGGGGUCUUUAGCCUUUUCAAAAAGAACAUUUUGGGUCUGCUUGUCCCAGCCCUCAUCAUGGGGUUCUGCUACUCUCAGAUUGUGUGGAAGCUGCUGUACUGCCAGUCGCCCAAGAAACAGGCCAUCCGGUUAGUUCUCGCAGUGGUGGUGGUUUUCAUCUGCUGCUGGCUCCCCUAUAACGUUGCAUUGUUCUUCAAAGCACUGGAGCUCCUGGAUGUCUACACAGCUUGUGGAACAAGCAAAGCCAUCAGGUUGACUUUACAAGUCACAGAGGCCAUUGCCUACGCUCACAGCUGCCUCAACCCCAUCCUGUACGUGUUUGUCGGGGAGAAGUUCAAGAGGCACCUGGUGAGGCUGAUCCACACAGCUCCCUGUUGGCUGUGUCAGGUUGUUAAGGUCCACAUCCCUCGGGACAGAAGAGGAUCGAUGCACUCACAAACCACCAGUGUGGACGAGAGGAGCACCGGGUUGUAA